Molecule: messenger RNA, 489 nt
Organism: Sphenostylis stenocarpa
Lineage: Eukaryota; Viridiplantae; Streptophyta; Magnoliopsida; Fabales; Fabaceae
Source: the annotation of a GenBank genome assembly
AUGUGCUCCUCCCGCACUACCACUACAUCAAGACCCUCUUACUUGGAACAAGACCACGGUUUGGCUUCCUUAACCGACAUGGAUGCAUGCCAUCGUGCCAACAAUUUCGUAUCCAGGUCCAUGACCAUGGGUUACGCCACCUCCUAUAGCAGAACCGGUAUAAGGAACACCCUUUCUGUUUCCUCUCCUAGAUCUAAGAGAUUCUGUGACGCCAGAUUCGAAGAUCACCACUCUCAUUUCCUCGCCGCUUGUUUCCUCUGUAAAAAACCACUCGGGGACAACAGAGACAUCUUCAUGUAUAGAGGGGACACGCCGUUCUGUAGCGAGGAGUGCAGGCAAGAACAAAUAGAGAUAGACGAAGCCAAAGAGAAGAACAGGAACCUUUCUUCAUCGAUGAAGGCUUUGAGGAAUAAGGAGCAAAGCAAAUCCACGUCGCCAAACAAGGCGCAAGGUUACUCGUUCCGUACGGGGGCAGUUGCGGCGGCUUAG